AAAAAGUAAAAUAAAAUAGAAUAAAAAGUAGGGCUCGCUGACGGACGUUGUCCAACUCCCAUCGUUCACGUAAAAGAUCCGGACCUUUGAACCGGCUCGUUUGCGAUCGACACAUCACUAAUACGCAUGCGCCAUACGUCAGUUUGUUAUGGUCACGUGACAGGUGAUCCACCCACCAAACUUUUAGUGAGUCGUUAAACGUGAUAAUUAGUAAGUAUAAUAUGAUGAAACAUGGAGAAACACUCCGCUGACGUGUGACUGAAGUCUUUCUAGAUUAAUGUAAACUCUGUCAGCGUUAGAAGCGGACUGAAAGCACUCACGGUUAACUAACGUUAAUGCAUUAGCAUUAGCAUUAGCCAGAGCAUCACAGGAGGAAGAGGAAGCAACUUAAUACAGCUGUUUUCAAAAUGCGGAGCCGGCAGAGGGGAUCCCACCUGGGCUUGUUGCUCCUGGCCUCCCAGCUGUUCCAGGUGGGCCUGGACAACAUCCCCCCAGUCACCCUGGCUGUCCUGGGACUCAACGUCUACCUUUUCCUGUUCCCCGCAGCUCCACUCAUGCAGGCCUGUGUGAGUGUCCAGCAGGCGUACUGGUUUAGAGACUGGCGCCGCCUCCUGCUGUCCCCGCUGCACCAUGCAGAUGAUUGGCAUCUCUACUUCAACAUGGUGUCCUUCCUCUGGAAAGGUAUCAAGCUGGAGCGCCGGCUGGGCGGGCCCUGGUUCGUCUACCUGCUGUCAGUCUUCUCUCUGCUCACCGGAUUGGUCUAUCUGCUGGUGGAGGCGUUGUUAACCGAGCUGACCCAGGACCAGUCCUACAGUAUGACCUGCGCUGUCGGCUUCUCAGGUGUCCUGUUUGCUCUGAAGGUGCUCAGUAACCAUUAUCACCCAGGAGGUGUCACCUAUGUGAUGGGUUUCCAAGUGGCUAAUCGCUAUGCUAGCUGGGUGGAGCUAGUCCUUAUCCAUGUUACAUCACCCGGGACCUCUUUUGUGGGUCACCUGGCAGGUAUCCUGGUGGGUCUGCUCUACACAGCCGGACCCCUGAAGACCAUCAUGAAGAAAUGUGCAGAGUUUGUGACAUCAAACGGAUAUAACUCCCGUCCCAGAACACAAUACAGCUCCUCAGGCUUCUCAGGCUACAGUGGCGCUGGUGGAGGAGCCUCAGGAUACCAUCAGAAUCCACCAGAUUACACAACAACUCAUUCAGCGUCUUAUACAGGAGGACUGACGGAGGAAGAGCAGAUGGAUGCAGCCAUCAGAAACAGCCUGAACGACAGAGGACAAAGCGGCCAGAGAGGAGCUCCUCCUCCUCCUUAUGGUUUCCACCUCCCCGAGGAGGCGAGAGCAGAGGAGAUCAGGUUGAGGAGACUGAGGAGGUUUGACAGCUGAAGAAGAAGAAGAAGGUUGAAGGUGAUGAGACAGAAGAGGAGUUCCCUCCUGGUCCAAACUCUGCUUCACAGACUGAGGAAGAAGGUCCAACCACUCAGACUGACUCUUUUACUGUGGGCUCCACAGACUUUACCAAAGAUUUACUGGUAGCUACGGAAAGCUACUUUAAUGUGAAUACCUGAGUGUGAGCAGGUUAGCUUUGGUUUCUGACGACACUGAAGCUGUUUCCUGACUUGCAGCUUCUGAUUUGGGAGUUAAGAGGAAAGUUAGGGGCGUUCGUAAUGUUUCUCAUGAGAUGUAAAAAGGAUACUGGACCAAUCAAAAGCCGUAGAGCCAAUUUUACACUGCAAAACAAGAUAAAAACACUAAAUCUGAGGGAAAUUAUCUUGCUGCAUGGACAGAUAAUUUCACUUGACAAGAUUUCUUAAAUUAAGAUUAUUAAAUCUAGAAAUAAGCAUGUUGAACGCUUAAAAUAACAAAUUAACUCUUAAAACAAGAUAAAUUAUCUAACACUUCUAAAUCUAAAGUUUGUUUAUCUUGGUAAGAAACUAAUAAUUUGCAGGUCACUCUGCUUGGGACAGUUCAUCGCUGCUUGCAGCUUUAAUUUAUCUUGUUUUAAGAGUUAAUUUCUUAUUUUAAGAGUUCAACAUGCUUAUUUCUAGAUUUAAUAAUCUUAAUUUAAGAAAUAUUGUCAAGUGAAAUUAUCUGUCCAUGCAGCAAGAUCAUUUCCCUCAGAUUUACUGUUUCAUCUUGUUUUUAGACACAACAUUGUUGCAGUGUACAUUUGAGCAGUGAAACAUUAUUUCUGUGAAAAAGAGGAAUUUCUCUUCUUGUUUUCCAAACCAAUUAAGACCAGGUCUGAGUAUGAAUGUUAUAUUAAGAUUUGUCAAACCUGGACUCGGUUGACAAAUAGAUUUGAGAGAUUUUACCUUCAGUUUCCUAUUUGCAGAACUUUCUUUUCUUUUAUUCUCUUCUGCCUUUUCUCCACCGAUAUAUAUAUAUAUAUAUAUAUAUAUAUAUAUAUAUAUAUAUCUCCAGGUCUAGCUCAAUAACCAUGAUACUUUGACGCAUCAAAUGUGCACUUUUUCAAUCUAGUCAGAUUUAUUAUACUUACUGCAGAUUUUAUUCAACACCUCAUCUUGUGUGUUCUUGUUCAGGGGAGGAAGGCUGUGAAGUCACACUUUCACAUUUACAUACUUCUUUUCCCCCCAUAAAUAGUUAAAUCUGAACCUGUCCAUUGACAGAAUACUUAUUGUGAAUUUGGGGAAAGCUUUGGGUCUCUCCAUGCUGGUUAUGAUAUGAUAUCUUGAAUUAUUUCUUUUUGUUUACUUUCAAACGAGCCUUUCAGAUUGCUAAAACACCUCCUGCAUGAUGCCAAGUACUCAUGCAUAACAAUUAGACUGCUACCAAACGUGAAUGCUGCCUUGAUGGUACACAUCUGGUGUCAUGGAGGCCCAGCUGGCUUGUGUAAUUGAGCAUCUGUAAUAAAUGUUCUAUUUAGCACAAAAAGUUCUGCUCAUGUAGCUGUUUUUAACCUCAUAUAAUCCAUGCUGAUCGGUGGUAAACACACGCCAGAAAACAAG
Messenger RNA from Centropristis striata (black sea bass), 2965 nucleotides. It is a transcript of the gene rhbdd1, whose product is annotated as rhomboid domain containing 1. Gene Ontology annotation, molecular function: serine-type endopeptidase activity. The record is from RefSeq and is a predicted model, not a curated record. The transcript has 8 exons. Lineage: Eukaryota; Metazoa; Chordata; Actinopteri; Perciformes; Serranidae. Gene Ontology annotation, cellular component: membrane. Bases 408 to 1382 code for a protein of 324 amino acids.